Chaetomium strumarium is the source of this 1501-nucleotide messenger RNA. RefSeq names its product small acidic protein family-domain-containing protein. NCBI's taxonomy places the organism in Eukaryota, Fungi, Ascomycota, Sordariomycetes, Sordariales, Chaetomiaceae. The transcript has a single exon. The record is from RefSeq and is a predicted model, not a curated record. Bases 216 to 1328 code for a protein of 370 amino acids.
CUAAUAAAUCAUCCCAUCUUCAGUUUGGACUGCACCUUCCCAGCUGCAACAAACAAAAUUGCAAAUCGGAUAACCCCGAAUGAAGCUUCUAGAACACACAUAUCUCUUGGACUGCCAGUGAUCUUUCGGAACCGUUUCGUUCACUCCCCAUUACUAGUACUUCUCAUUAUCUACACUUCUCACCAACACAUCUCUCAUAACAUUCCAUCAGCAAGAUGGGAGAGAAGUCGAAGAAAAAGGCCUUGGAGCCCAAGAAUGAUGCCGCUGCUCUUGAAGGCGCCGCAGAUACAAGCAUGAAGGAAAAGAUAAAGAAGUCCAAUGCCGACCAGUCAACUUUGCCAGAGUCAGAGACCGUUGAGGUCCCCAGACCCAAGGAGGAGCACAAAGAUGACGACAAGAAGUCCAAAAAGGAGAAGAAGAAGCAUGGCAAACGCAAACGGGAGGCUACUGAUUUGCCUGCCGAGACUGAGACCACGUCUGAGGUGAAGGGUGUGACGGAGGCGGAACAAGCCGAGCCUCCGAAGAAAAAGAAGAAGGCCGGCAGCCCUGACGCCGAUGACAAGGCGGAGAAAAAGAAGAGGAAGAAGGAUAAGGACAAGAAAAAGACCAAGGAUCAAGCCAGCGGGAAGGAAACACAGGUCUCAGGAGGCAAGGAUGAGCAGGACAUCGCUAAGACCGACCAGACGGACAAUAGAGGAAAGUACGACGACAAGGUGAAGAAGGAAACGGAGUCCAAGGAAGUCGACAUGGCCGAGGCUACCGAUGCUCCACCGAGCGAAGUCAAGGAGGAGAGGCCUUGGCAGAAGGCUAGGAGAGAGAAGAGAGAGAGGAAGAAGGCUGAAAAAGCGGAGAAGAAGCUCAAGCGCAAGGGCAAGAAUGGGAAUGCAGAGAGGGAAGUAGACGAGGAGGAGCGGAGGAUGAGGGAGGAGAAAAAGAGGAGAAAGGAAGCAAAGUACGGGCCGAGAGGGAAGGGGAAGAAGGGGAAGAAAAGCAAGGCGUCAGGCGGAUCUGAAGACGUCCCCAAGCAGGAUGCUCCUGCUCCUGCCUCAACCUCAGCUCCAAGCGCAGCUCCUGAUGCGAACCUUUCUGAGCGAUGGAACGUGCAGCAACUGGACGGCGGCGCCAAACGUCAAGACAAGUUCAUGCGGCUCCUUGGCGGAAAGAAGCAGGGCACCACCAAUGCCACGGCUGGCACCGGCCAAGCGAAGGAUGGCGCCCGCAAACGACUCGACAUCGGACAGGUCUCACAGGAGCUCGAGAAGCAGUUCAACGCUGGGGUUCAGAUGAAAUUUGGGACCGGCGGCCAGCGCCGGGGUCUGGGCGCCUGAUGGAACAUCGCCGAUACGCCGUUUUGAUGUUGCUAAUAAACUGCUGAAACUACCUGACAGUAUCAACUCCGAAAUGUCACGGCCAAAUAAAACCUUGCCACUGCUGAUUUGCAGGCUCUCAGCGCAGACGGUAAUGCUGGCAAAACAAUCCAUACCCCGAUGGCCCCCACAAG